Emys orbicularis (European pond turtle) is the source of this 870-nucleotide messenger RNA. It is a transcript of the gene TAMALIN, whose product is annotated as trafficking regulator and scaffold protein tamalin. Bases 1 to 870 code for a protein of 289 amino acids. NCBI's taxonomy places the organism in Eukaryota, Metazoa, Chordata, Testudines, Emydidae. The transcript has 6 exons. Gene Ontology annotation, cellular component: plasma membrane. The record is from RefSeq and is a predicted model, not a curated record. Gene Ontology annotation, molecular function: protein binding. Gene Ontology annotation, biological process: signal transduction.
AUGCCCCUUUCUCUCCCCAGGAAGGUGAUCACGCUGGACAAGGAGGCAGAGGAGACGUUUGGGUUUGAGAUCCAGACCUAUGGACUCCACCACCAAGACAAGAAGAGCGUGGAAAUGUUCACCUUUGUCUGCCGGGUCCACGAGGGGAGCCCAGCCCAGUUAGCGGGGCUCACACCCGGAGACACCAUCACCGCAGUGAACGGGCUGAACGUGGAGGGCAUCCGGCACCGUGAGAUCGUGGAAAUCAUCAAGGCCUCUGGGAACGUGCUCAGGCUGGAGACACUGUACGGGACGUCCAUCCGGAGAGCGGAGCUGGAGGCCCGGCUGCAGUACCUAAAGCAAACCCUGUACGAGAAGUGGGGGGAGUACCGCUCGCUGAUGGUCCAGGAACAGAGGCUGGUGCGUGGGAUCGUGGUGAAAGACCCCAGCAUCUACGACACGCUGGAAUCCGUCCGCUCCUGCCUGUACGGCGCUGGGCUCACGAGCGGCUCCCUCUCCUUCGGGAAGAUGCUGUCGGGCGCGGGCAGUACAUCCAGCUGCGUCAGCACCGCCACCGAGGAGAGCGAGGACUCUGUCUACCAGACCUGCUUCUUUGACUCGGCCGAUUCCCUGGACGGGCACUCGGGGCGGGACGGGGGCAGUGCCCCUCCAGCCCUCUCCCAGCACCGGCCCGCCCUGACCCGCAGUGCCAGCGUCAAAUGCACCAGCAGCAGCAACGGGGCCGUGGGCCACUUCUGGGACAGGCCAGGUGACCAAAAGAGCUGCACGGUCACGCCCCGCAAGAGCAAACACACCAGCUUCCGGAAAAGGCUCCUAAAGUUCAUCCCGGGACUGAACCGCUCUCUGGAAGAGGAGGAGAGCCACCUGUAG